AUGAAUGAGGCUGCUAGCAAAACUAAUAAAGCUGAGGGUGCUGGAAGAGAUGAUAAGAAACCUGCAAGAAAACCGGAGGAUAAACUGAAAAUAUUGAGCCAGAUUCAUGCAGAUGAUCCUAAUGUGCUUCCGGGUUCUGAAAAGAUGAUAGAGCUGACGGAUCAAAAUUUUAAAGAAUUUAUACUGCAAGAAGAGCGUCUCUUAAUCUUUUUCAAAGCACCAUGGUGUAGAAUUUGCAGAGAAGUCUAUCCAAUGGUAGUCCGUGCGUGUUUUGAAGUAUCAAAGGAUUAUCCGAACUAUCGCUUCGCAACGCUGGAUUGUGAUAUGUACGAAGAUGUUUCCCAGCAACUGGAUGUACGACAACUUCCUUGGAUGAAAUUAUAUAUCAACGGAAAAUUUACAGGCGAUUUUGUUGGAAAACGUACCGUAGGCAAUAUCAUGGAUUUUGUUAUAAAGAGUGAAUUACGGGCAAAAUCAGCAAAAAAAGAAACUGAGAGUAAGGCUGAAGCAGCUGGAGAACAAUCGCAAAAAGUAAUUGAAAAGAAAUCAGAAAAGAUGACACCGGAUGUAGUAGUAACAAAAGCAGAGAAAAGUGAAAAAAGAUUAGAAAAAGGCGAAAAACCAGUAGAAAAGGGUGAAAAAAAAUUGGAAAAGGAAAAGGGCGAAAAGAAAGCCGACAAACCGGCUAAGAAUGUAGAAAAAGCUGAAAAGAAAGAGGAAAAAUAG
Ctenocephalides felis (cat flea) is the source of this 726-nucleotide messenger RNA. Its product is annotated as probable protein disulfide-isomerase A4. Gene Ontology annotation, cellular component: endoplasmic reticulum. The transcript has 3 exons. NCBI's taxonomy places the organism in Eukaryota, Metazoa, Arthropoda, Insecta, Siphonaptera, Pulicidae. The coding region runs from base 1 to 726 and encodes 241 amino acids. Gene Ontology annotation, biological process: protein folding. The record is from RefSeq and is a predicted model, not a curated record. Gene Ontology annotation, molecular function: protein disulfide isomerase activity.